This is a messenger RNA of Egretta garzetta (little egret), 1698 nucleotides long. It is a transcript of the gene RNF180, whose product is annotated as ring finger protein 180. Gene Ontology annotation, biological process: protein polyubiquitination; norepinephrine metabolic process; serotonin metabolic process. Gene Ontology annotation, molecular function: ubiquitin protein ligase activity; metal ion binding; ubiquitin conjugating enzyme binding. Bases 1 to 1698 code for a protein of 565 amino acids. Gene Ontology annotation, cellular component: endoplasmic reticulum membrane. The transcript is spliced from 6 exons. Lineage: Eukaryota; Metazoa; Chordata; Aves; Pelecaniformes; Ardeidae. The record is from RefSeq and is a predicted model, not a curated record.
AUGAGUAACCAGGAGACUGAUGUUCUACGUUGCUGGAGAUGUAGAAAAUACAUAGCAAAUUCUGUUUGCCUUGCAAAAUGUCAUGGAAGAGAACCAUCCGAAACAUCACAACCUUCAGCUGCUGCUCAGGAGUCUUGCAACGUAUGGCAUGUGAACUUAGAAGCCAUUCCAGAGUGGGUGAAAUGCGUCAUUGAAAAGGCACAGUGGACAAUUGGAAAACUGCACUGUCCAUUCUGUGAGGCCUGCUUAGGGGGCUUUAACUUUGUUUGCAACACAACAUGUUCCUGUGGACAGUUAGUAAAUAUACAUUUCUGCAAAAGUCGGACUGACUAUCACCCAGCUUUCUGUGUUAAAUUGGCAAAAUCAUCAGGAAAGCACGUGCCUCUCCUCAAAAUUCAGUCUAGUUUUAGCAAGGAUACCUGCCAUGAAGUGGUAACUGCAACUGUGGAAAUCAAAAAUCAAGGGCUUUCAUACAUGGCCAGAAGUAAUGAUAGUGGAAGAUUAACAGAAGCACUUUGUCUAGAAGUAAGAGCUCCCAGAUAUGAGAUGAAAAGUAAAAAACUUCCUUUAAAGGCAUUAAAUCAAAAAAGAUUUCUUUCUGCUGUCUAUCCUAUGAAUGAUGCAUGCACUGUAAAACCUCUUCGCAGAAGAUCACGUAGUUUGGAUUUAAAUAUCAGAGAAAGACUUGUUUUGUCACCUGUGUUAUAUGAAACUUGCAGCAUGGGAACAAUUUACCAUGGCCAAAAUGAAAAUCCACCUGUUUACACACAAAGUGGCUUGCAAUUAGUGUCCAAUAGGAAAGACGGUAAUUCUUUUCAGGACUUACAUAGUUCCUGUGCUGACAAACUACAAAAAAGGUUUCGAGUUACUUCCUUUGCCACAUUACUACAUAGAAAAACAGAAAGUGAGUGUGAUUUUGAAGCUACUGGACAAUCUUCUGGGAGUGCCAUUGCUGAUGGGCCACCUUUUGUGAUGAACCUUUCUUCACCUACAAGUGCUGUAGAAGAGGAACAAUGCACCACAUCUGCUGGUCUUGUGCAGCCUACGAGUACUUCCUUUAACCAAAAGCUGAAUAAGAGAGAAAGAAACAAGUUGAAAAGCUUGAGGAGAAAACAAAGAAGGAGAGAACGGUGGCUACAGAAGCAAACUGCAAACGACAACAUGCAUACAGAUGAUGAGCAUGAACUCAGAGGAGAUAAAGAAAGCUACCUCUGUGCAGUGUGCCUGGAUGUUUAUUUCAAUCCUUACAUGUGCUAUCCAUGCCACCACAUCUUUUGUGAACCUUGCUUAAGGAUGCUUGCCAAAGACAAUCCAGCCAGCACUCCAUGUCCACUGUGUCGCACUACAAUUGCCAGAGUCUUUUUCCAAACAGAACUCAACAACUCUACCAAAUCUUUUUUCCCUAUGGAAUAUUUGAAGUUAAAAGAAAAUUUUCAGAAAUCAAAUUCUGCAAAAUGGCCUCUACCAAGCUGCAAGAAAGCCUUCAGAGUUUUUGAAGGUUUUCAAAGACGCUCAGAUACAGUAACAAGGAGGCAUUUUCCACAUGCUGCUCACAGGAUGGACUACAUGGACUUUGAGGAUGAUAGCCGUGGAUGGCGGUUUGAUAUGGACAUGGUGAUAAUCUACAUUUAUUCAGUCAACUGGGUAAUAGGAUUUAUUGUGUUCUGUUUUCUUUGUUACUUCUUUUUCCCUUUUUAG